This is a messenger RNA of Microtus oregoni (creeping vole), 2391 nucleotides long. It is a transcript of the gene Slc35e3, whose product is annotated as solute carrier family 35 member E3. Bases 158 to 1099 code for a protein of 313 amino acids. The transcript has 5 exons. Lineage: Eukaryota; Metazoa; Chordata; Mammalia; Rodentia; Cricetidae. Gene Ontology annotation, molecular function: antiporter activity; nucleotide-sugar transmembrane transporter activity. Gene Ontology annotation, cellular component: Golgi apparatus. The record is from RefSeq and is a predicted model, not a curated record.
GCUGCGGCUGCCCGGGACCUCCUGGCGCACGCCUGUCUCCGGCCGGACCGUGAGGCGGGCGGCUGCGGCACGCGGCGGUGGAGGGCCUGGGCGCCCCGCGGGGAGGCUGGACAGCCCGGGCUUGGCCGAGGGUGCUGCUCCACCGCCGGCCGGCACCAUGACAUCGCUGGCCGACCGGGUCCGGGGCAACGGGCGCAUCGCCGCCGGGCUCCUGUUCAACUUGCUGGUGUCCAUCUGCAUCGUGUUCCUCAACAAAUGGAUCUAUGUACACCACGGCUUCCCCAAUAUGAGCCUGACCCUGGUGCACUUCGUGGUCACCUGGCUGGGCUUAUACAUCUGCCAGAAAGUGGGCAUCUUUGCUCCCAAAAGUCUGCCUCUCUCCAAGCUCCUCCUCCUGGCCCUCAGCUUCUGUGGCUUUGUGGUCUUCACCAACCUUUCUCUGCAAAACAACACUAUAGGCACCUAUCAGCUGGCCAAGGCCAUGACCACGCCGGUGAUCAUAGCCAUCCAGACCUUCUGGUACCAAAAGAGCUUCUCCGUCAGAAUACAGCUCACGAUGAUCCCUAUAACUGUAGGUGUAAUCCUAAACUCUUACUACGACGUGAAGUUCCACGCCCUUGGCAUGGUGUUUGCUGCCCUUGGGGUGUUAGUCACGUCCCUUUAUCAAGUGUGGGUGGGCGCCAAGCAGCAUGAACUGCAGGUGAAUUCCAUGCAGCUGCUGUACUACCAGGCUCCCAUGUCUUCCGCCAUGCUGCUGGUGGCUGUGCCUUUCUUUGAGCCCGUGUUUGGAGAGGGAGGAAUAUUUGGUCCCUGGUCAGUUUCUGCUUUGCUUAUGGUACUGCUGUCUGGAGUAAUCGCUUUCAUGGUGAACCUAUCGAUCUAUUGGAUCAUCGGGAACACGUCGCCAGUCACUUAUAACAUGUUCGGACACUUCAAGUUCUGCAUCACCCUGUGCGGAGGAUACGUUUUAUUUAAGGACCCGCUGUCGGUUAACCAGGGACUCGGCAUCUUGUGUACGCUGUUCGGCAUCCUCACCUAUACCCACCUUAAACUCAGCGAACAGGAAGGAAGUAAGAGUAAACUGGUCCAACGGCCCUGAGCUUUGGCGGAGAAAAGAAGGCUGUACCAAAAAGACGAGAAGUGUGUAACUCAGUGGAAAAGCAGCCGUGCAACGUUCCCCCAGUGACUUACAGGAGUAUUUUCUUCAAAAUGUGACGACUGGUAGUACUUUUCAUUGAUUUAAUUUUCUAAAGCCAAAAUGGUUAGCGCUUCUCUUCAAAGACUUUCUGAAGCUGGAGCUGCCACUCAGCGGUGCAGCGUUUGCCUCGCAUGCGGAAGACCCUGGGCUCAAACUCCGGCGCCUACAAAGAGUGACACAGACUGCGUGUAAGAUGGUUCAUUCUACCAACUGAAGUACAGGAAAGUUGGGUUCCUGUGCUGCAGACGUGCCCUGGCUCAUCUGUGCUUACAGAGGACUCCUGCCCGCUAACAUGGUUUCCCACUGUGUGCAGCUCAGGAGGCUGAGCCCAAAGCCUUGCGCUUGCCAGACAAACACCACCAUCGAGUUACACCCAGAGACAUGGAGUCAGAAUUUAAAUUAAAAAGUGGUUUAUUUUCUUUAUCAUUUGGACAAUGAUAGUAGAUUUGAGGCAGGAUCUCAAAUGUAGCCCUGACUGGUCUGGAAUUCUUUUCUAUAUAGCCCAAACUGGCUCUGAACUCAUAGAGGUCUGCUUGCCUCUGCCACCAUACCUGGCCUUUAUCUACUUUUAUUAUUUCAUUGUAGAACUGAAAUAUUCAUAGAAAUGGUCAUAAAACACACCACGGCUCUGAAAGCCCUGCUCUUUCAGUAGCAAGCUGAUAUAAAAAGUUCUUCCCUGUCAAACAGGGCAGGACUGCUUGAGGCAAGGCCCACUCAACAGCAUAGACUCUGCCUGUGCUAGUGAGGGUCUGCGGUCGGAAGUAACGGGUUGGUAGGAUGGCAGUUUCAUUGGUCUUCGCAUGGCUUUGAGCUUUCAGUGAACUCUAGCUACUGUUUAUGGAGUUAAAAAGCAAAACUAAACCCCGUGAUUAAGUGUCUCAAAGAAAGGCCUAUAGGGCCAGAGGGAAUAGUCCCGCAGUAGAGUACCUGCCUACAGUCCCCAACAACAACCACAGAAGCCGACUACAUGUGGAAGUAGGUAGGUCUCUUUACCCUGGUAACUGCUUGUCCAGUUUGCUCGGACAUUUCAUUUUAGUGAUUUCUGCUCUGCCUCCAUUCCAGCCCCGCCCUCCACAGAAGGAAGCGGUGUGGAGGGAGCACUGUAUGGCGUUGAAAACGGGAUCGCACUGUGCAGAAAAUGACAGCCAAAGCUCUCAACCCUAGGCCGAAACUUGGUGGAGAACAGGGAAGAU